Molecule: messenger RNA, 1067 nt
Organism: Diabrotica virgifera virgifera (western corn rootworm)
Lineage: Eukaryota; Metazoa; Arthropoda; Insecta; Coleoptera; Chrysomelidae
Product: estradiol 17-beta-dehydrogenase 8
Exons: 4
Coding region: 268-1014 (248 amino acids)
Molecular function (GO): oxidoreductase activity, acting on the CH-OH group of donors, NAD or NADP as acceptor
Source: RefSeq, a predicted model, not a curated record
UUCUCUUAAGUUCUCUAUAUUGAACUCGAAUCUUAAUUUUUGUUUUAAUUUAAUUCUUAAACUUUAAUUUGCUGAUUUUCAAUAAAUCAUUAUAUUUUUCCAAAAACUACAAAUUAAUUUUGACCAGAGAAACAAGUUAAAUGUAUAUGAUGGACAUGGAGUAUUAAUUUAAUUUACAUAGUGUAAACAACAAUAAAGGUGUUGAUAAAAAAUGAGUUGAGCAGUUGAGUUGAAGUUGAAAAUACAAAGUCCAGUAGUAAUUAAAAAAUGUCUCUCGCAGGUCGAUUAGCAUUUGUAACAGGGGCGGGUUCAGGUAUAGGUCGAGCAACAUGUAAAUUAUUUUCAAGGGAAGGAGCAUCGGUAGUUGUAGCAGAUAAAGUUCCUAAAACUGUGGAAGAAACUUUGAAUAUUAUAAACCAGAUUGGACAAAAUCAACAUUUGGGGGUAGAACUAGAUGUCAGCAGUUCUGAUAGCGUAGGAAAUGCAUUGAAGAAGACAUUGGAGAAAUAUUCGAAACCUCCCACAGUUAUUGUUAAUUGCGCAGGUAUUACUAGAGAUAAUUUUCUUCUAAAGAUGUCAGAGAAAGACUUUGAGGAAGUUCUGGAUAUUAAUUUGAAGGGAACUUUUCUUGUGAUGAAAGCCUUCGCCAAUUCAAUAGUAGAACAUGGACUCAAAAAUGCUUCCAUAGUAAACAUUUCCAGCAUCGUAGGCAAAUAUGGAAAUAUAGGUCAAGCCAAUUACACCGCAAGUAAAGCUGGAGUAGAAUUGUUAUCAAAGACAGCCUCAAAAGAAUUUGGCCAGUUCGGUAUUAGGGUUAAUACAAUUUUUCCUGGGAUGAUUAAAACAAGGAUGAUUGAGACUGUGCCAGAUAAGGUUCAGGAUCGUUUUAGAGCAAUGAUUCCUAUGAGUAGAUUUGGAGAACCAGAGGAAAUUGCUGAAGUUAUAACAUUCCUAGCAACAGACAAGAGCUCGUAUGUAACAGGAGCAUCUAUUCAUGUUACAGGAGGAUUUUAAACAAAAAAUUGUAAAUAUUUAUAUAAUUUUUAAUAAAAAAAAACAAAAAAGCA